This is a messenger RNA of Penicillium longicatenatum, 798 nucleotides long. RefSeq lists its product as uncharacterized. Lineage: Eukaryota; Fungi; Ascomycota; Eurotiomycetes; Eurotiales; Aspergillaceae. The transcript is spliced from 2 exons. The record is from RefSeq and is a predicted model, not a curated record. The coding region runs from base 1 to 798 and encodes 265 amino acids. Gene Ontology annotation, cellular component: cytoplasm.
AUGGCUGUCGACUGCAUUUCGAUGGCCUCACUCCAUCAUCCCCACCAUCCCUACAACCAAGCCUCAAACUCGCAUCUCUCCCGCUCCACAAGUGUAGGAAGCGCAAGCGGAAGAAGCAGAGCAAGCAGCAACAACCCCUAUGCCCGGUUCAUGUCCCCGGCGCCAUCCGUCCACUCGCAGUCAUCAGAGUACUCAACCUCAUCCGUGCCAUCCGUCUGGUGGACCGGGUACCCGGAGCACCAUCCGGUCGAGCCGAAGCGCCGCCGCGACAGCACAUCCUCCAUUGACACAAAGGGUGGAAACGGCGUACCCCGACGCAGUCGCUCAGGCCGCUACUCCCGGAACUCGACGCUCGUGAACCCGGACAUUAUUGAUGAGCUGGAUGAUAUCACUAUUUACUCUUACCACCACGAGGGACCUUAUGAUGCGGUUCGCCCGGAGCGAAAUCGUGUGAGCCAGCAUAGUCCGCUUGAGGCUGUGAGGGAAUCUAAUGAGGAGGCCUUGCGGGCGACGCCGAGGGACAAGAUUGUUGAUUCGCUCCAGCGUCAUCGGCCGUUGGAUGGGACUGCGUUUUUCCCGCCUGGGACUACGGAUCCGAAUGGGCAGUCUUAUCAGUAUGAGGAGGGAUCGAAUAUGAUGAAUGAGUAUGGGAACUUUUUGCGUCUUCCUGGGAAGAAAUUCACCGAUGAGGACUUUAAGAACGAUCCUUUCUACACCCAGCCUAUCUCCAAUCCCUUUACACAAUUGAAGAAGAAGCUCAGUCUUCGCCGGAGAAAGAACCGUCACAGUAUGGCCUGA